AGAUGAAGAUGUACUGUUUAUCUUACUCCUAAUUACUGCAGCUUCGCACUUUUCCCUCAGCAACUACAGAAAUAUUUCCUGUCCAAUGCUUGUCUUCCUUCCGGCACCCGACGUCUUUGAAGCUUUGUCUCCCACCCUGACAUUUCUUAAACGAAACCAAAAACCUAAACCAGAACCUUGUCAGAGAGCCGAGCGCCCCGUAUGAGAAGGUUCACUAGGGCAUGGAAAGUUUUAUUUUGGUUGCGAAGAAUAAGUGCCAGAUGACAGAGGGUGCAGAGAUUGGGUCACUUCCUGAUGCUGAACAGGGACCCUAUCUGAGAUGGCUCAACAUGGCAUAUGAGACAGACAAGACAUGCCUGUUGAUUCCUCGGGAAUCGCGAGCAUCCUGUGUGUUUCACACGGCAGAUGAGAAAGAUGACAUUCCUGGCAUUGGAGAGGAAAGUGUUUUAGAGAUGCUGAGUUACUCAAAAUUCAUGGAUCUAGAGUCGUUGCUGUGUAUGCCAUCAACAUUGCUGCCCAGGAGCUUGGACUCUACCUGCUCUGCCUCACCACUGUCUACUGAUAGUGACUCUGGAGAUGAUGAAAUCAGCGGGCCCCCUGAGAGGAAGUCUAUCUAUCCUAACCACUCCUCAGAACGGGAAAGAUGUCAUGUGCCACCUUUAACUCCAGGUCUGAAGCCAAGCACACACUACUGUAAGGACAGUGCCAGUGUAAGGAAGCGCAGACGUCUUGCUGCCAGCCCUGGAGGUCUGCAUUGGAACGCUUCAGGCUCAGUGCUGCGUGAAUAUGAGCGAGGAGACAAGGCUGGUGCAUCGCAGGUGAGACACGUCCCUAAACCUUUGGAGUCUGCAAAACCUGGCGCAGAGCUGUGGGGGGACAGAGUGGCACUCAGGAAGUGUGCGUCGGUGGAUGACAGGCUGCUGAAGCAGACGCCCACAGAACCUGGUGCGCUGCUGAGCCACCUGGAGAGAGGACAGAAGAAAUUCAGGGAUAUCCAUAGCUUCGGGGAAACCGGAAGAUACGAAACACGUAAAGAAUCCAAGAGUAAGAUUUCCCACCUGGCUCAGAGUCUCAACCAAAGGCAGAGAGAUGCCGCGCUGAUCAAGGACUUUCAUCCGCCUCUCUUCUUCAGUGUUUCUCCAGGGAGCUCACAGAGCCUUGACAGGAGCUUCUGUGUUAGAAUGACCCAGCAAAUGCAGAACCUUCAGCUUAGCCACAGUAAGAAGGGGGCUGCUCCGGCCUCACCCAAUGCAGCCAAGCGCCUUUACCGUAACUUGUCCGAAAAGUUCAAGGGCAGUCACUCGUCCUUUGAGGAUGCUUACUUCUUUGGCCGUUCGGACCGCAUCCGCAAAGGCUCGAAUAUUCAGAGCAGUGAAGCUCUAUUUGAGGCUGUGGAACAGCAGGACCUGGAUGCUGUACAGAUCCUUCUGUUCCAGUACACAGCAGAUGAGCUGGAUCUCAAUACACCCAACAGCGAAGGCCUGACCCCGCUCGACAUCUCCAUCAUGACCAACAAUGUGCCAAUAGCCAAGCUGCUGCUCAAAGCAGGGGCCAAGGAGAGCCCGCAUUUUGUGAAUCAGGAGAGCCGUGAGGAACAUCUCUCAGCGCUGGUACAGGAAGCUCAGAGGCGAGCGAGCGAGCUCUCCACACAGGUGAUGAGAGAGAGCCUCAGUCUGGAGACGUCAGAUAAGGAGAAGCAGCUCAAGGCCUGGGAGUGGAGAUGCAAGCUGUACAAACGCAUGCGCACUGGCUUUGAGCAUGCACAGGUUCCAGAGACUCCGACAGCCGUGCGUUUGACCGUAAGCAGCAGCACAUCUCUCACUGUCACAUUUCAGGAGCCAGCCAGCAUCAAUUCAGCUGUGGUUACCAGAUAUAAAGUGGAGUGGAGCUGUCUGAAGGACUUCUCUUUAUUAGCUGGAGAAGUGAUCCUUGAAAAUCUACAGUGUCUUAAAUGCACAAUAACAGGUCUUACAACGGGGAGGCAGUACUAUGUUCGGGUAUCUGCCUACAACAUGAAGGGCUGGGGGCUUCCACUGCUCUCUCAACCCCCUUGUGCUGUUCCCUCAAACUGGAAGGAGUGUGAUGGUAGAGAGUCCCGACGGAGAGGGCACAUUGAGGCCAUGGAGAGACUGCUCCAGCAGGUCCGCGCCACACACCAACAGUACAGCUGUGACGACACGUCUAAGCUGCAGAACCCCAGUCGCAAGCAAUCCAUCUCUAGAAGCCUGAAACAUCUCUUUCAUUCCUCCACUAAAUUUGUCAAAACUCUCAAAAGGGGGAUUUACAUAGCCGCAGUGUUUUAUCAUAAGGACAGUCUGCUGGUGACUAAUGAGGAUCAGAUACCCAUCGUGGAGGUAGAGGACUCCUACGGCAAUUGCCUAAUGCAGGACUUUCUGUGGUUUACCAAGCUUUCCUGUAUGUGGGAGGAUGUCCGAUGGCUCAGGCAGAGUAUGACUAUUUCCGCCUGGUCCUCGUCCACACUGCAGUCUAGGCAGAAGAUGCUGGUUGCUGCCGAUCAGCUACAGAACCUUCUGGGCACACACAACCUAGGCCGAGUCCACUAUGAGCCCAUUAAAGACCGGCACGGCAAUGUGCUUCUAGUGACAGUCCGGGAAAUGGACAGCUCCUAUUCCUUCUUCAACGGGAAGUGGAUGCUGGUAUCCAAACUGCAGAGCCAGAGAAAGUCUCUGUCCACCCCUGAAGAGCCCUACGCUCUGGACAUUCUAAUCAUCACCAUACAGGAUAUCCUGGCAUAUCAGCGGAGAAGUCAGCACCGUCUUUCUCCAGGCCUGUAUCUUGGCUACUUGAAGCUCAGCAGCUCUGUGGAUCAGAUCAAAGUGCUGGUCCCACAGAGGACACCCAGCAUGCUUUGCAAUUACAAGAUACGGGACAACUGGAAUGUCUCCAGAGACGAGUGGGAAUGGCUGAAUACUCUGUCUGGCCCUGAGGAGGUGGAAAGAGCAGAUCAGGCAGCAGACUGCAACACUCCUUUACUCUUCUACGAGCUCCAGACUGCCAUUAAGAAUCUGCUGCGCCAGAUCAAUCUACCUCUGCACCAGGCUAAGCACUUCCGUCUCUACACACAGGAGGUGCUCGAGUUGGGUCACAAUGUGUCCUUUCUUUUGCUGCUGCCUGCCUCAGACUCCGUGUGUACUGCCCCGGGCCAGACCAAUCCCUACACACCCCACUCGGGCUUCCUCAACCUCCCUCUUCAAAUGUUUGAGCUUGUUCACUUCUGUGCAUAUAAGGAGAAGUUUAUUAGCCUGUACUGCCGCCUGUCCUCUGUGCUUGACCUGGACACCUUGAUUACCCAGCAGAAUUUAAGAGAGGCCAUUACAGACACUGAAUUUCUUAUUGCUAAACAAGAAAACCAGCAUAUACUUGACUAUAUCCAGCAAAUGGAUGAAAUCUGGCGAGAUAUCCGCUGGAUCAUUGACGCCCUGCAGUAUGCGCGCUAUAAACAGCCUCUGGGAGGUUUGCCUAUCACGUGGCUGGUGGAUGCCAGCUCGGAACCCAUAACACAGAAGUAUGACUCCAUCUCCUCCAACACAGACUACCUGCCUACUCCGUCUCCCUCACCUGAGUUGAGAAGAAAGGCUAGAGAGGACUCUCAGGCGGUCUCAGAUGAAGAAGGCUGCUCUGAGGUCUUCCUCCCGACAGACAGCGACUACGACUCCAGUGAUGCUCUGAGCCCAAGAGAUCUAGACUUGGUUUAUUCUUCAGCCCAGGAUCUAUCCCAUCAGGCUGUGCACACACUGAGCGGCAGUGCCCCUGACGUCCUGCAGAUGCACGACCUGAAACCCAGCGCCUGCUCUAAGCCGAUGCUGGAAACCGAAUCCUUCACAAAAGACCUGGAGGAGCUGUCCCUGUCCUCAUACUCCAGCAGAUCAUCAGAAAAGACGUCUCGCUACAAGCGCAGACUGCUGUCUAGGGGCCAGCCCCAGAGGACCUGCUUCAGCGGACAUCGCUGGCUGAGGGUCCAGAGUGAGAACCAGACCCCUUCACUUUCAGAGGGUGUUUAUACCCGACAGAGUGAACUGGACCUGCCUCUAGAGCUCCCUGUCUCUUGUCCGCACUCCUCCUACAGCAUGGACGAGUGGAAAGGCAGUAACACUGAGAGAAAACCCACUGUGCGCAGGAUCUUCGUGGAGUCAUGCAGCGAGACAUUCCCUAGCAGAGACGGUACUCAAUGGCCAGACAAGAACGAGGAGGCACACAGAGGAGCUGCAGCAGGAGACACAGCAGCUCAGGAAGUGGACUCAGAUGACCAAACCAAUGAGCUUGUUUCUGAAAUACUCAGCAGCACUCUCUAAAACGAAGCAUCCUGCGUUAUUGUGUGUCAUGUUGAUGUGUUUUUGUCAUAUAUCGCCACCAGACAGCCUCUACGUAACAACAGUUAUAGCAUGCAGACUCUCUGUGUUGUAGUAUGUGGAAAAUUCAUUACUAGAAUGUGCAGAAAGAAAAAAUAAGUUGCUGGUCAACUCUGUAGGACCCAUAAACCGUGGCUAUGACUGUUAAUAUACUUACUAUUAAUGCAACAUGACAUAAAGUGCUGCUUUAACCUUUGAACUUGAAACUGCCUUUGCAUAGACUGAUAUAACAGGUGAAAGGUGAAAAGUAGUACUUUAAUUCCCAGUCUUUAGAAUCAGCUUUCAGAUUUGUCUAUACGUAUUUGUCAAUACGCUUAUACCUUCAGCUACAUCUGAGGUAUAAACGAAUGUUGUAUAUAAAACAGAAUUUAGUGAUGCUCAGAUGGUGCUCCAGAAAAACUAAUAGUUCACAUUACUAAAGUUUUUGCUUCAAGACCCUUAUAAGCUAUGGAAUAUGAUCAUGUGUUCGGAAUCUUAAACUAGAAAAUUAUCUUUAUAAACAGUCCUAAUUGACUUGCUCUAGAAUGUGAUUUUUGGAAGCUUUUUACUUGUCCACUUUAUUUCAGAAGCUAAAGUUAAUGAGCAGGCAGAUGUCCUUGAUUACUAACUGCCUGACUUGCAUUGUGUUUACCUCCUCUGACCAAAUUGUGGUGUGCAUUUGAUAUUCUCUGAAGGGUCAGCAGUGCGAAGUGUCUGUCCAAGUGUCUUCAGAGGGUGAUUGCCAACUUUCUGGCAUUAAAACCAAUCAAAAGCACUAAUGUUUUACGAACAGGCACGUAAAAAGUGCACUUUAGAGACCUGUUUACAUCCUUUGUGCAGCAAUGCAGGUAUAAUUCAUAUUUCUGUGCUCCUGUUGUCCCUGAUUUAAAAAGAAUUAUAAUAUCACAUUAUAUUCUGAAGUUUUUAAUUUUUAGUUCUGGACAUUUUGUACCACAUUAUGUGAAGGGUAUGAAGGGUAUAGGAGUAGACUUUAAAUAAUUACUCUGACACUUGGUAUCUUCAAAGCCAUAGAGAUUUUUUAUGUAUUGAGAAUUAUAUUCUCACAAAACAAUGCUGUCUCUGCGUUCCGUACUGCACUGAUAGUGGAGUUGUAUACAUUCAGCCACAAUACAUCUCUUUGUAAAUGUUGAAUGGCUAAUCUUUAAUAAUGGUAUGUUGAGGAAUCUGGACAGAAAAGGGUUGUCAGGUAGGGAAAAGACAGCAAGGGCAGCUUGUGAAUUUGUCUGGUGUACUGUUAUGACUUGUCAAUGUUGCAGUGUAUUACGAAUGUGUAUUUGCAUUACUGUUUCUUCAAAAAAAAAAAUUCUACUGCAACUCUGUCCUUUUAAAGAUAUUGAAAUUGCUUCAUCCUCCCGAUCUCUGUACAGUGAUGUCAGCUGAACUAAUGAUGCAAUGCACUACUUUACCACGUGUGUCUGUAUGUUCUCUCUGUUCUGUAAAGAAUGAAUCAUUUUGUGAAUAUUCACUGAAAUUAAUUUGGUUUAAACAGUUGACAUUCCAAGGUUCAGUAAUGUGUCUUUGUCCCGAUACCUUUAUACUGUGCACACAGCAAGCCAAAAGCGUUGGAAAGCAUCAUAUCUGUAUAUUUUUGAAUUAUGCAUUUAUUGAUCCAAAUAAUCUAUUUGUGUAUUGUAUUUUUGACAAUUGUUGUCUUUUAUCCCUGUUUCUAUUGUUCUCAUUAGCUUUUGCAAUGCAGCUGAAUCAGAAAUAAAUCACCAAUUUAUGCUAUGAAUUGUUAUUUGUCUGACACCACUUAAAAAAUAUCUCUUAUCUUAUCUCUUAAUAUUUCUUUGUAUUAAAGUCGUUUUCAUGACUAAGAGUUGACUUAUGAAUGCUGGCUCUAAAUGUAUUAUGGUCUAAUAAAAAAAUAUAA
Tachysurus fulvidraco (yellow catfish) is the source of this 6243-nucleotide messenger RNA. RefSeq names its product ankyrin repeat and fibronectin type III domain containing 1 (gene ankfn1a). Gene Ontology annotation, cellular component: spindle. The transcript has 24 exons. Gene Ontology annotation, biological process: establishment of mitotic spindle orientation; regulation of establishment of bipolar cell polarity. Lineage: Eukaryota; Metazoa; Chordata; Actinopteri; Siluriformes; Bagridae. The coding region runs from base 222 to 4313 and encodes 1363 amino acids. The record is from RefSeq and is a predicted model, not a curated record. Gene Ontology annotation, molecular function: protein binding.